Aspergillus piperis CBS 112811 is the source of this 1682-nucleotide messenger RNA. RefSeq lists its product as uncharacterized. The transcript is spliced from 3 exons. NCBI's taxonomy places the organism in Eukaryota, Fungi, Ascomycota, Eurotiomycetes, Eurotiales, Aspergillaceae. The record is from RefSeq and is a predicted model, not a curated record. Bases 1 to 1560 code for a protein of 519 amino acids.
AUGCCUUCACCAGCUCAGCUAGCGCUUGCAAUGGCCAUCGUCAAGCUCAAGCCACCGGAUGUGGAUCUCAAAGGCAAUAUUCCCGUCUUAAUUCGUCAUCACAUCAAAAGCACCCACUCAUCUGACAGGUCUUACACGCAUGACAAAUUCUUCGACAGCGUCUCAUUCUGGCAACAAGCAUACGAGCGGUCCGAAGCAGAACAAUGCAAUUUGCUGGAUCGAAUAUACGAAUUAGAGCAACGCAAUGAGUCGCUUCGGGCACGGCUCCAGGGUGCAGAUGAUACUGGUGCAGAAAACGGUCAAUCGGCAUUGAAACGCAAGACUACUGCGAAGGGUGCUGCUCCCGGUAGUAGUGCUAUGACACGGAAGAGAGCAAAGACCCAGACCUUCUCUCGAAUGGAUACCUCGGUGUUUGGCAAUAGUCUUUCUGCAGGAUUAGAUGGCGGUGUGGUCGAUCAUUUAGACUUUUCUGAACAAUUCACUGCACCUUUCAUGAGGCAACUCUACGCAUUACAGAAAGUUCUGCAGAAACGGCCCAAUAAUUCAAACAUUGUUAGGGCCGCAGUGGAGCUUUGCGCUACUGCAACAAAGACUGUGCUUGAUGCGAUUGAACAACCAGUUGUAUCCCGAUCCACGACUAAAGCGAUACCAGAGCCCAAGAGGCCGGAUAUACUAGCUGUUUUGAACAGCACCGAGAAUGCUUUUCUGAUCCUAAUGCACACUUUCAAAAAACUAUCUGCAUCUGGACAACAUAUGCGAGAUGCUGGGCAGAUUACGUACUCUAUCGUUCGCUUAUAUGAGGUUAUUAUAGAAGCUUUGGGUCGGCAUUGCAGGAGAAAAGCGGAACAGCAACUUCGUGAGUCUAAACCAAGCGCAAACCAAACUCAACCAAGGCAAAAGGCAAAAACCAAGCGAUCCAGAACAGGCUACUCUGUUGAUGAUCAGAACCAAGCAGAUGAAAGAGAUAAAAUAGCCACUCACAUGAGCUUGUUGCUGAGUAGAAUGGCACUAUCGCUCAACAUUGACUGUGUAGCUAAACAAAGUAUUCUUGAAGGGUUCCUAUUCGUCCUUUUGAGUCGUGUGGGGAAGCUAGUUUCCUUGUUUGUCUUCCACGAUUUGCGUUUGCGACCUGAUUUGCAGAUGAAUGAUGCCAGGUUUCCUUUGCCAGGGGGUCUGGAGGGAAUUAACAUGGCUGAGAACACAUUACCCGCAGCGGCCAUGGAGGCUAAGAGCCUUAUAUGGCCAUUGGAAAAGAUGUUAGUCCUACUCGAAGAUGCUCCAUCUAUGUCUUCAGAUCCCAGUCAUGGGUGUACAAACAAGCAGUUGGCUGCAAAGCUCAAGGGAAAGCUACAGGCUACCCUGCUUCACUCGGUCUUUGGCACCGACUCGCUCUGGCCAGAGGCUCUACAAUACCCCAUGGGGCCAGAUGAACGGGAUCUUGAACGACUUCAGACCUGCUCGGAAAUUCCCGAGCAAUCAGUGCCCGACUGGUUUGUACAAGAGAUUUGGAGGCUCAUAGGCUGGGAGAUGCUAGCUGCGAGAAAUUCCCCGAAGAUGUAGACGUGGUGGUUCUGGCCGCAGUCUGACCUUGGCCAACCCGGAGGGAUGAGGCCGGGAUUUGCGUCCAUCUGACAUGUAUGACUUACUGAUCUCAACGGAAAUACUUGCAUCCUGCAUAUGCC